This is a messenger RNA of Phyllotreta striolata, 4548 nucleotides long. The record is from the annotation of a GenBank genome assembly. Lineage: Eukaryota; Metazoa; Arthropoda; Insecta; Coleoptera; Chrysomelidae.
AGUAUAGUUUAAAUAAGGUCCAAACUAAUGCUAUUUUAUUAUUAUUUGUAUUAUAAUAAUUACGAAAUAAAUUUAAUUGUUAUUCGAAAGAACGUUGUUUGUUAACCUCCUGCAUGCAAUCCAAAAUGAUUUGAUUAACAGCUGAUAUUUUUAUUAACUUUAUCUUCAAUAAUUUGUAAGGUAUUUGGAACUAAUGAACGUUCGAUCAUUACAUAAACUAGUAACUAGAUAAUAGAAAAUUAUUGUUAUCAUUGCACAAAAAUAGAACAGCAUUGACUAGUUCGAGAACUGGUGAAAAGUUGUGUGGUGAAUUAAUGUUGUCAUGACAAUAAUUAUAACUAAGACAGUUUUUCGAAGGUUAUGAAUACAUCGUUGUCAAAAAUUUCAGUUUUUUCAAAUUUUUCACAUCAAAUGACACCGGAUUUUUCAGAACAAAUCGCUGAAACUUACGAACAAAUGGAUACGAAUUGAGUUCAAACACUAUAACGUGAAUUAAUCAAAGAUCAGAACAUAGAAUGAUAUAGAACAUGGAAGAAGUCAAAGCAGAACUCUCAAGGAAACCCCAUCCGUUGGAGAGGAUUAAUAUUUUUUCUCAAAUAUUCUUUUGCUGGUUCCCGGGUUAUCUCUCCAAAGGACUAAAACGCGAAUUGACCGAAGAUGACAUGUACCAAACGAGCAAUCCCCAAAAAUCCGAAUAUCUGGCCGACGUCCUGCAGGAAUCCUGGGAAAAAGAACAGAAAAAAUCGAAACCUUCUUUGAUGAAAGCCAUUUUUAGCGUUUUCAAAUACGAAAUUCUCGUGUACGGCGUAUACAACGCUUUUACCGAUAUAAUAAAGAUAAUACAACCACUACUCAUCUCCAGGCUGGUAACUUUCUUCGAAAAAGACUCUAAAGAUGUUAAUAAAACAGAUAUAUACGUUAGUGCCUUUCUCAUAGUCAUAGUGGCUCUUACUCAAGUUACAUCUGUUCACAAUUAUCAAAUGAGAGUGUUGACUCUAGGAAUGAAAAUUAGAGUGGGUGUAUGCGCUUUGAUAUACAGAAAAGCUUUAAAAUUAAGCAAAAGUUCCUUAGCAGAAACGACGGUUGGACAAAUGGUGAAUUUACUGUCCAACGAUGUAGGGAGAUUCGAUUUUACAGCCCAGCAUAUACACACUUUGUGGCUGGCACCGACUGAAACUGUUAUAGUUAUGAUCGUUUUAUAUUGGUACGUCGGACCUUGUGGUCUAGUCGGCUGCUUCUUCUUCCUAUCAUUUAUACCAUUCCAGAUGUACAUGGCAAAACUAACAUCGCAAUAUAGAUUGAAAACUGCACUGCGAACGGACGAGCGAGUUAGAUUAAUGAACGAGAUUAUAUCCGGCAUACAAGUUAUCAAAAUGUACACCUGGGAAAAACCCUUCGCUAAAUUAGUAGAAUAUGUUAGACAAAAAGAAAUGUAUGAAAUAUACCACACGUCUACAAUCAGAUCCAUAAUGCUUUCCUGUAAUCUGACGAUGAGCCGAAACGCGGUAUUUUUAUGCGUCCUGGCCUACGUCCUGACAGGCAACCAACUCACCGCUUCCUUCGCUUACACAGUAGCUUCGUUCUACGGCUUCCUCAGGGUAUCCGUUACGCAGCAAUUCCCCCAAGGCAUAACUCAAUUAGCGGAGACCAGAGUAUCGAUAUCCAGAGUACAGAAGUUCCUUUCGUACGAGGAAUUGGACAAGGACCCCGCCAAGAUCACGCCUAAAUUGAUCAACGGAAGCAGCGAAAAACCCAAAAAAGAGGACGCCAAAAUCAAACUCAAGAACGUGUCGGUGAAAUGGAUACGAUCCCUGCCGGAAAACACCCUGCAAGGCGUGAAUUUCGACGCCGAAUCCAACCAAUUGAUAGCCAUCGUGGGCCCCGUCGGCGGCGGGAAAAGCAGCCUUUUGCACGUCAUUUUAAAGGAACUGCUUCCGCUCGAAGGCGACGUACAAGUCACCGGAUCCGUGUCGUACGCUUCCCAGGAACCCUGGCUAUUCGGCGGCAGCGUCAGACAAAACAUCCUGUUCGGCAACCCCUACGACGAAAACCGCUACGCGGAAACCAUCAAAGUCUGCGCCCUGGAAAGAGAUCUCUCGCUUUUGCCGCACGGCGAUCGGACGUUAGUCGGAGAAAGAGGAGUAGCGCUGAGCGGGGGCCAACGAGCCAGAGUCAACCUGGCCAGAGCCGUGUACAAAGAAUCGGAUAUUUAUCUAUUAGACGAUCCCCUAUCCGCCGUGGACACGCACGUCGGCAAGCAGCUCUUCAAAGAUUGCAUCACCGGCUACCUGAAGGACAAGUGCGUGGUGCUGGUGACGCACCAAUUGCAGUACCUGCGGCCGGCGAAUUGCAUUUACCUGCUCGAAGACGGCGUUAUCAAGGAGUCCGGCACGUAUCAAGCGCUGAAGAAAUCGGACAGCGCCUUCACCAAGCUGCUCGCCUCCUCCGAGGAGGAGUUCAAGAAGCAGGACAACAGGAAGUUCUCCAGGACCGAAUCCGUCCAGUCCGACAUGGAGGAGCUCGCCGAAGAGGAGGUGGUGGAAAUGAAGAGGGAAGAUCGAUUCACCGGGAAGAUUGACGGGAAAGUGUAUAAGAAAUAUUUCAAAUACGGUGGUGGUAUUCUCAAGACCACGGCGUUGUUUUGUACGUUUACCGCUGCGCAAAUUUUCGGGAGUGUGUCGGAUAUUUUCCUCACAAAAUGGGUUAACAUAGAACAAUGGAGAGUCGAGAACAACCAAUCGUCGAUUAUCGCCUCUAAUGAAACGUUAAACGGAUCGAUUUCGAACAGCACGUCCGAAUCCAUCGAUGCUGACAUGGUUUUUUGGAGCGACAUUCUGAGCGACAACAACGCUCUGCUCAUUUUCAGCGUACUCAUCGUGGGCACCACGAUUCUGGCCGUCACCAGAUCGGUGUGGUACUUCAGGUACUGCCUGACGGCUUCGACGAAGUUGCACAACGCGAUGUUCAACAAGAUCGUCUAUUCGCCGAUGUUGUUCUUCAACACGAACCCCAUCGGCAGGGUGUUGAAUAGAUUUUCCAAAGAUAUAGGGGCUUUGGACGAAACGUUGCCCAAUUGUAUGAUCGAUACCGUCGGGAUUGGGCUGAUAGCAACGGGAACAAUAUUCGUAAUAGCAACGGUGAAUCCUUGGAUUCUGCUACCUGCUGCCGUGGUUAUUGUGAUAUUCUAUUUCAUCAGGAAAGCCUUCUUGGCCUCCAGUCGACAAAUCAAGCGAGUCGAAGCUGUAACUCGCAGUCCAAUUUUUACUCACUUGGCGGCAUCUUUGCAAGGUCUGACGACUAUCAGAGCUUUCAACGCUGAGCGAAUAUUGACCAAAGAAUUCGAUCAUUUCCAAAACGCCUACACUUCGGCGUAUUUCAUGUUUUUAACAGCAAACAGAGCGUUCGGUUUUUGGUUGGAUCUCCAUUGCGUGGGAUUGAUAGGUUUAGUCGUCGUCAGCAUACUAUUCAUUCAAAAUGAAUCUUUUGGAGGCAACGUAGGACUGUCUUUAACCCAAGCCAUCACCUUAUCCGGAAUGUUCCAGUGGGGCAUGCGGCAAUGGAGCGAGCUGGAGAACCAAAUGACGUCCGUGGAAAGAGUGCAAGAGUACUCGGACUUACCCACGGAAAAAGACGCCGACAAUAAAGACCUCCGGCCGAACUGGCCGAGUUUGGGCAAAAUCGAAUUCAGAAAAUUGUUCUUGAAGUAUUCCUCCGACGAUCCUCACGUACUUAAAAACCUGAAUUUCACGAUUAAUUCUAAAGAGAAGAUAGGAAUCGUAGGUAGAACUGGCGCGGGGAAAAGUUCCUUGAUUCAGGCGCUGUUCAGGUUAGCUAACACCGAUGGCGGGAUACUAAUAGACGGGAUCGAUACUAAAAACGUUAAAUUGGACGUACUCAGAUCGAGGUUAUCGAUUAUACCCCAAGAACCCGUUUUGUUCUCCGGUACUCUUCGAAAGAAUUUGGAUCCUUUCGAUGAACAUAAAGACGACGUCCUGUGGAACGCUUUGGACGAAGUGGAACUGAAACACGCAGUAGAAGAGCUACCGGCCGGAUUGGACAGCAAAAUGGCCGAAGGCGGUUCGAACUUCAGCGUCGGUCAAAGACAGCUGGUCUGCUUGGCCAGAGCUAUAAUUAGGAAAAAUAAAAUUCUAGUGAUGGACGAGGCGACGGCCAACAUCGACCCUAUGACUGACUCGAUCAUCCAGAACACCAUCAGGGAGAAAUUCGCCGGUUGCACGGUACUGACCAUAGCCCACAGGCUACAGACGAUAAUGGAUUCCGACAGAGUGCUGGUGAUGGACGCCGGCCAAGCCGUGGAGUUCGAUCACCCGUUCAAUCUGUUGGAGAAGAAAGGCGUUUUCCACGGUUUGGUUAGGAAAACAGGCAGCACGAUGGCGGCCAAUUUGUACGCCAUGGCCGAAGACAACUUUAACAAAAGAAGCCAAACUGCUUAGUUGUAUUAUUAACGAUAUAGGUGAUUUUAGCAUUGUGAUUAAAAUUUUGAUUAAAAAUUUUUAUUUAUAUAAGAAUUAAAAGUGUAUCUUUGUG